AUGCUAGAUCGAAUCAAGACGAGCAUGGGCCUUUCCAAGGCGCCGACGACGAACUCACAGGAGUACGGGCUGCUCAAUGAGGACUUUGCCGACCAGCGCCCUUGUCAACAACACCACGCCGAUGGUGCGAAGACACAAUGGAGGUGGCCGUCCUUGGCUCUUUCGUUUCUCCUCGGAGCCCUCUCGGCCUUUGCCUUGGGCUUAAUAGUCAGCAGCUCCAUCUUCCAUACCCCGGCAGCAACUCGAAGGUUUCCAGAGGUUCGUCUGGGAUUCGACAACAAGACCGGUCUUCCGCUGCAUUGGUACAACGGCGACUGCGGCAACUCGCCUGCCGAAGCCCGCGCUCUCGGCUGCCACUUUGACAGCGCCAUCCACGCAUGGCUCCCCAAGGACUGUCUGACGGACGACGACCUCGAGGAUGAAGCCCUCAUGUACCAGGGCAGGGACUGGCCGUACGAAAUCGACGGCAAGAACAUGACCCUGGAGCAGGUGCAGGCCGGGGACUACCACAACAUUACGACUACCUUUGACAUGCACAUGACGCAUUGCAUGUAUGUGUUGAAGAGGAUGCACAGGGUGAUGCUGGACGCGACGCAAAAGAUGGACUCCUAUACUGUCAACUUUAAUCACACGACACACUGCGUUCACCUGCUCAAGCAGUUCUCGGGGGAGACAGAGAGCGAGGGGGGUGGACACAAGCUCUUUGUCAAAUACCCAAUCUGCCUAUAG
Hirsutella rhossiliensis is the source of this 729-nucleotide messenger RNA. RefSeq lists its product as uncharacterized. Lineage: Eukaryota; Fungi; Ascomycota; Sordariomycetes; Hypocreales; Ophiocordycipitaceae. The transcript has a single exon. Bases 1 to 729 code for a protein of 242 amino acids. The record is from RefSeq and is a predicted model, not a curated record.